AUGCUGCUCACCAAAAGGUUCUCAAAGCUGUUCAAGCUGGCGUUCAUAGCUCUGUUACUGUGCGGCCUGUUCGUCGUCACCAACAAAUACAUGGACGAGAAUACGUCCGUCAAGGAUUACAAGUCGCACUUACAGAAUUACAUCGACUCCUACGCUAAUAAGGACUCUUCUUCCCCUGAGGAUGCCGCCGCCGCUGAUGAUGCGACCUCGUUGAAGGGCAACGAUAAGGUAAGCACUGAAAAGCUGAAAAACUUCUAUAACAAUGUCUUCAACUUUUUGAUGCUGGACUCGCCUUCUGGAAAAUCUGCAAGAACCUAUAACGAGAAGUGUCCCUUGAAGGGUGACAUCGGAGACCGUCCUGACCAAUACAAGGAUCUUUACAAGUUGUCUGCCAAGGAGUUGGCCAAAUGCUUGGAAUUGUCACCCGAUGAAGUAUCAAAACUGCAAAAAAGCCAUAAGGACUACGUGGAACACAUAGCCUCGCUAAUUCUACCAAAGGGCACUUACAAGGGCUCCGGUAUAGCCACAGUGGGUGGUGGUAAGUUCUCGCUCAUGGCCUUUCUGAUCAUCAAGACGCUGAGAAAUAUGGGGACCACUCUACCCGUAGAAGUGCUCAUCCCUCCAGGCGAUGAAGGUGAAACCGAGUUCUGUAGCAAAAUCUUGCCCAAGUACAAUGCCAAAUGUAUCUACGUCUCAGAUAUCUUGCCAUUGGAGACGAUUGAAAAAUUCGCCUUUAAAGGUUACCAGUUCAAGUCCCUGGCGCUUAUCGCUUCUAGUUUUGAAAAUUUGCUACUUUUGGAUGCUGAUAAUUUCCCCAUAAAACGUCUAGACAACAUCUUUCAAGAAGAACCAUAUGUAUCAACAGGUUUGGUCAUGUGGCCCGAUUUCUGGAGACGCACUACCCACCCGUUAUACUACGACAUUGCCGGUAUCCCUGUCAACAAGGAAAAAAGAGUGCGUAACUCCCAAGACGAUAUCACCCCACCCGCUGUUUACACAAAGAACUUGAACGAUCUGGAUGCUGUCCCGCUGAGUGAUAUGGAAGGUACAAUGCCCGAUGUUUCCACGGAGUCCGGCCAGUUGAUGAUAAACAAGUCCAAGCAUCUGGCCACAGCCCUGUUAUCUUUGUUCUACAACGUCAAUGGUCCAAACUGGUACUACCCAAUCUUCUCCCAAAAGGCUGCUGGUGAAGGUGAUAAAGAAACGUUCAUUGCCGCAGCUAACUUCUAUGGCCUACCAUUCUACCAGGUCAAAACUAAGACAGGUGUCGAAGGCUAUCACGAUGCUGAAGGAUUUCAUGGUGUAGCAAUGUUACAGCAUGAUUUUGUACAGGACUACAGCCGUUACCUGGCCGCUUCUAAGAGCAUCAAUAACAAGUACAAAGAUGCGAUCAUCAAAUCAUCCGCGCCAAUAAAGUUUGACAAGGACUACUCCUUAGAAAAAUAUAUCAAAGAAUUUUUCGAUAACGAAGACUUGCAUGCCAAGAAUCAUGUGGACGUCAUGUUUAUUCACUCGAACUUGCCAAAGUUCGAUCCUAAGACUCUAUCCGAAACCAAUUUCUUAACUAUGGAUAACAAACCUGCCCGUUCGUUCACUUCCUUAGAGAAAAUACAUAAAUACGACAUUGAACUGUUUAAUUUCAGAGCUCUGCAUGAAUACGUUUGUGUCAACAAAAAUCCUUUCAAGUACUUGGAUGAUUCUUUGGGUAAAAAUAAAAAAGAAUGGAAAAGAAUGUGUGAUUACAUCGCCGAGAGACUGGAAUUUUUAGAAUCUACCCACGAAAAGGCGAUCGCCGGUAACUAA
Saccharomyces eubayanus is the source of this 1803-nucleotide messenger RNA. It is a transcript of the gene MNN2, whose product is annotated as alpha-1,2-mannosyltransferase MNN2. The transcript has a single exon. The coding region runs from base 1 to 1803 and encodes 600 amino acids. Gene Ontology annotation, biological process: mannan biosynthetic process. Gene Ontology annotation, cellular component: Golgi apparatus. The record is from RefSeq and is a predicted model, not a curated record. Gene Ontology annotation, molecular function: alpha-1,2-mannosyltransferase activity. NCBI's taxonomy places the organism in Eukaryota, Fungi, Ascomycota, Saccharomycetes, Saccharomycetales, Saccharomycetaceae.